Phycodurus eques (leafy seadragon) is the source of this 1025-nucleotide messenger RNA. It is a transcript of the gene spata17, whose product is annotated as spermatogenesis associated 17. The transcript has 9 exons. Gene Ontology annotation, cellular component: spindle pole. The record is from RefSeq and is a predicted model, not a curated record. The coding region runs from base 11 to 976 and encodes 321 amino acids. Gene Ontology annotation, biological process: spindle organization; mitotic cell cycle; establishment of meiotic spindle localization. NCBI's taxonomy places the organism in Eukaryota, Metazoa, Chordata, Actinopteri, Syngnathiformes, Syngnathidae. Gene Ontology annotation, molecular function: protein binding.
CCGAGUAGCCAUGGCGGAGCUCCUGCAGAUUCAAUCUGUACUCGAAGAGUUCCGCAAGCUUCACUUUUACAAAGCAAGGUUAGCUGAGGCAACCAGACGUGCGGAAUAUCAGGCUUCUAUCCGAAUUCAGAGCUGGCUCCGAGGCUACAGGGUGCGCUUUUACAUCAGGCGUCUGCAUGAGAAGGCGGUCAUUAUACAGAAGAUAUGGCGGGGCUUCAGAGCAAGGGCACGUUGCAGACAAAUGGUGAUGGCAAAAUAUUUUAUCAUGAAGAUGAAUUUCUACAAUGAGAUGGCGGUCAGGAUCCAGCGAAGGUGGCGAGGAUUCUAUGUGCGAAAGUACAUCCAUAGCUUCUAUUCACGCAAGAGCUAUCUGGAAAGACUAUCCAGAACAAAUGAAUUAGUAAGGAGAGAGCUGGAUGAACUUGAAGAGCUCCAGAAGCGAGAGAGAUUCUGUCUGAAAAAGGUGAACGAGCAGAAAGCCAAAGUCUACCAAGCUUACAGAUGGCACCACCUCCUCAGCACAAAACAGUGCCCAGGGGUCUUCAACUCUCCAUUCAGGCUGGCCCCCCAUGAGAUGGAGUUACUACUGAGGCAAGUCAAGUACCUGGCCCCCACCAGGCUAGUCCCUAAGGACUAUGGUCAUCUCAUUCCUGCAGCUCCAACACACUCCAGUUUUGAUGGGACUGUCGAAUCCCAAAGGAGCAAAACAAGAGCCUGCUGUUCCCCCAGGCCUAUACUUCCCCGCAUCGCUAGCACAAAACAGCAGGUCCAGAUCAGAGACUCCGGAGAGAUGUGGGAGCAAAAUGUACGUUUUCCUGAGCACACUGUAAGUCUGCAGAACUCGUACGCACACCUGGAAGAGGCUCAGCGUGAUUUGCGAUUCUACAGUGGCACACAAGGACCAGAAAGUAUGGGCCAUUUGGACCAUAGCAGUCAUGCCCUUCCUCAUCCAGAAAAUGCCAAGAACCUCAAAUAGUGCUGAUACACUGAUACCAACAGAAGGUAGGUUAGCAAUUAUAAAUACA